Molecule: messenger RNA, 1641 nt
Organism: Macadamia integrifolia
Lineage: Eukaryota; Viridiplantae; Streptophyta; Magnoliopsida; Proteales; Proteaceae
Product: F-box/kelch-repeat protein At3g23880-like
Exons: 1
Coding region: 196-1374 (392 amino acids)
Molecular function (GO): protein binding
Source: RefSeq, a predicted model, not a curated record
CUAUCAUGAUAUCAUCCAUGGGGAAAGAAAAUUUAGCACUGGGGCUUUGGGCGGGCCUCGGAGCGGGAGAUUCGAGACUCGCGAGGGAGAUCGAAAGUCACAGCUACUUUUUCCUUUCUUAUAGUAUCUCUCUUUCUUCCUCUCUAUCUCUUCCAAGUUCCAACUGAGAAGAAAGACCAUAGAGAAAGAAAAAAAAUGGAGAAACAGACAGAAGAAACGAAGAAACUGAGAAAAGAGACGACGAUGAGUAUGUCUUAUACCAGGACGGCAUUUCCCAAUCUCCCAACUGAAAUGAAGGAUAAAAUCUUGUUGAGUCUACCUGUGAAGACUCUCUUUCGAUUCAGGUGCGUAAUCAGAGAUUACUUACGAUUCCAUAACCCUAAUUUUAUUAAGAUGCACUUGAACCGACAGUUUGAAAUGGAGAAUACCUCUACUACUACUGUUAUCGUUGCAACUGCAUAUAACAUAUAUAAAGUAGAUAUUCACUCACCUCGCAAACCUCCAAUCCGACUCGAUGUACCUUUCCAGAAACCUACCACUACAAGGCAAAUGAAAUUGGUAGGUUCUUGCAAUGGGUUGUUGUGCUUAACCUUUAAGUAUUGUCACACAUACACUGUGUAUUUGUUGAAUCCUACUACAAGAAAGUUCAAGCAAUUGCCGCCACAUAAUGAUACUAUAGCUAGAAAAUUAUGUAGUAGCCCUUUUUUAGGGUUUGGUUAUGAUCAUAUUUCUGGUAAAUUUAAGGUCUUGGCAGAAAGGAGGACUGGCCUCAAUAAAUAUGAAGCUAUUGUGUACACAAUGGGGACAAGUACUACUUGGAGAAGCAUUGGAGAAGUUCAGUAUCCUCUUCGGGACGAAAAAUCUCAGGUGUUUGGAGGUUGUCCACAUUGGAUUUUGACUUAUUUGAAGUCUGAUUUGAAUCCCGUUAUUGUUUCAUUUAAUGUUGGAAAUGAGAAGUUCAAGGAAAUUCCAUUGCCCCCCAUUGAUUAUUCUGCAAGAUCAGUGCGCUUGACUGCAUUGGGAGGCCGUCUUUCUAUGUUUUAUGGUGGAUUUGAGCAAGAACGGUAUGAAUUAUGGGUGAAAAUGGAUGAUGGAUUGGAGAAUACUACUACUUGGACCAAACAGCUCUCCAUUAAUUUCUCAGAUAUUAAUGGAUACAACAGACUUAUAAAUCCAUGGGGCUUCAAGAACGGUAAGGUUUUACUGGGAUGUGACGGCACUCUAGAUUUAUUUAACCCAGUAAACGGUAAGGUUAGAGCUCUAAAUCUUCUUGGUAAAGCCAAGUAUUUUGAAGUUUAUUCCUAUAUUGAGGCCCUCGGAAUGCUCACGAUGAAGACGAAAAGUUUGUGCACCGGAGCUCUUAAAAUGGAGUAAUGAAGGAUAGGUGAGGAUGUUGAUUUUCUGUUGCCCGUGUUACCAGUAGCAAAUGAAUUUUUAAUUAAUUAGGUCUAUGGUAUUUUUUUUUUGGUAAGAGUUCUAUGGUACUUGAAACUGGAAGAUUCUAGGGAAUGAGCUGCCUAGGGAAAUUAAGAGGUUCUUGCCUCAUAGAUAGAUCUGAUAUUGAACAUUAGACUUUGAUGUGGGUUUUGUAUUUCAUUCUCUCUUGAUGUUUUUGCUUGCUUCUUUCUUAUUGUCUUUGUA